GAGGAUACCUCCUGUUAAAAGAUUUCAUCUUCAAAAUGAAGAAAAACAAGAACAACUUAGAAGUCAUGGACAAUCAAACUCCAAUUUCUUCAGAAGAAGUUAGAAAUUGGCUUGAAUUGCCUCCCAAUGUUCUAUCUCUCAUAUUUUUAAAAUUAGGGGCAAUUGAUAUCUUACUGAGGGCUCAAUCAGUUUGUUCAGUGUGGAGAAAAGCUUCCAAAAAGCCUUUGCUGUUUCGUUCUAUAGAUAUCAGGAACAGCUGGGAUUUGUUUGAGGAACAGUGUGAUAUGAUGAUUGGUCGUGUUUCGUUUAAUGGUAACAGGUACGAUAUGCAAAAGAUGGUGAGAGAAGCUGUGAAUAGGAGCUGCGGCCAGUUGGUUGACUUCUCUUUAGAAAGUUUUGCUUCCAAUGAGCUUUUAGCAUAUACUGCUGAAAAGUCUAGUUCUUUAAGAUGUCUUCGACUCGUACAUUGCUAUCAAGUUAGCGACGAUACAUUGAUUAACAUGGCUAAGAAAGCUUCCAUGCUGGAAGAACUUGAGAUAUGUCACUGUUCUUUCUCACUGGAUACACUUAAAGCUGUUGGUAAUGCAUGCCAUCAGUUAAAAUUGUUCCGUCUUAACAGUCGAGGAUACGAUCAUCCAGGCAAAGAGUGUGAUGAUGUGGCACUAGCCAUUGCAGAGAAUAUGCCUGAACUGCGUCAUCUUCAUCUUUUUGGGAAUAAAUUGACCAAUGUGGGCUUGAAGGCGAUUCUGGAUGCCUGCCUGCACCUUGAAUCUCUCGACCUCCGUCAAUGCUUAAACGUUAAUCUAGAAGGGGAUCUACUGAUUACUUGUAGAGAUAGGCUUAUAAAAUUAAGGUUCCCGAAUGACUCCAGUGAUGAUUGUGAAUUUGAUGCUGCAAUCAUUGAUCAUGACAAUGAAUUCUACCAUAUAGACUCUGGUGUAGAUGAUGACAGUGGAUACUCAGACUCAAGUUUAGGUUUAUGACUUGCCCUACGACCCAGAAUACUAUGAUUAGUCUCGUCGUAGUACUAUGAUGGUUGUGAGUUAUUUGACUACUGUGUAUUGCUUCUCUCUUGGUGUGGAGUGCUGGAAUACUUUUUGUUUAGUAGUGUACCUAUACGCAUAAAUAUUUUUCUAAUUUCUCUAAGACAUAUCUAUCUAGGCGUUCCUAGUAUUCAAGAUGGAGCUUGGUGGUUUAGUUUAUUUUUUCUAUUUUGUUACUAUUUGUUUUUUGUGUGUAGGAGGAGGUCAGCGUUGCUGCUUGCAUGUUUUGUGUUAUCUUUGUAUCAUAAAAGCACAGUGGCUUGGUGGAAGUUAACAAGCAUAAAUGAGUCUUAUGAAGUUGAUGGGUUUAGUUUUCUAAACCGUAAGCAGUACGAAUAUCGAAAACAGAAUGAGAUCGAACUAGAAAAAAAAGAAGAAGCUGAAUUCAACCAUUACGUUACACAUUGAAAGAGUUUUAUGAGUAUUGCAGUGCUUCUACACUUUUGACCUUUCUUCAUUGUGACCCUAUAUAUAUAUCUGUGAGUAUAGCUGGUAAACUACCUCACCCAAACAAUGGUCACAUAUAAUUAACAACAACAACAGAAAAAAGUUAGCAGUGACUGAAUUCUGGAAAUUUUGAAUCCUUUUAACUUGGGUUGUUAUGUUGUUCCAAUGUACAACAACCUUCUCAAGGCACAAGCGUUCAGUAUUCCAAAAUGACAAUUAAUGGAGAGUAGAAAUGCAACGUUGGAUUUUCUUUUUGUUUAUUUCCAAGAAAAAAUCACUCUUGGUAGUAACGACCACUUCAUUCUACACUUCCUUUCAUGUUGAAUGUUGACUAGAGAAGACAGAGAGUAAUUCGUUGGCGUUUCAGUUUUCAAUGGUGCAUGAAGCUCUAUAAAUAAAUACUAAAGCCUCAUUGAGUUUCAUUUUCUCAGCAGCAACAUAUAUCCAAGAGAUUCAUCUACUUUCAUUUGUGGAGGAUGCCUCCAAAUAAAAAAUUCCAUCAGAAAAAUAAGAAGAAGUUAGAAAUCAUGGACCAUUAAGAAGAAGUUAGAAAUUGGGCUGAAUUGCCUGCUGAUGUUCUAUCUCUUAUAUUUUUAAAAUUAGGGAUAAUUGAUAUCUUACUGAGGGCUCAAUUAGUUUGUUCAGCGUGGAGAAAAGCUUCCAAAGAGCCUUUGCUGUUUCGUUCUAUAGAUAUGAGGAAUUGGCAGGGUUUGUUAGAAGCUGACAUGUACAAUUUGGAAAAACUGGCAAGGGAAGCUGUGGAUAGGAGCUGCGGCCAGCUGGUAGAAUUCUCAAUGGAACGUGUUGGUAGCAAUGAGCUUCUAGCAUAUAUUGCUGAUAAGUUUGUCUAUUUUCAGGUCUGGUUCCUUGAGAUGUCUGCGUCUUGCAUUGAUCAACAUGGCUAAGAAAGCUGUCCUCCACCGAACAAAAAUGCUGCCUGUUCCUCCUCCUCACCCAGCAAUAAUAAAGAAGAAGAUCCUUGAGGCUGCACCCUGAUGGAUUUUUUUUUUUUUUUUGUAACUUGUAAUAAUUCAGAUAACCCCUUAUCCAAAUUUUUUUCCGCUAGUGUCUAAAGUAUCCCUGAUUCGAUUAGUGUCAACUAUGGUGAUUAACCGAAUUAAUAUUGAUUAGUGUAUUAAUUAAGAUUAAUCGUUCGACUAAUUUUUUUCAUCAAAUUCUUUUUCUGUCUUUUUA
Messenger RNA from Papaver somniferum (opium poppy), 2684 nucleotides. Its product is annotated as putative F-box/LRR-repeat protein 23. Gene Ontology annotation, molecular function: protein binding. The coding region runs from base 36 to 983 and encodes 315 amino acids. NCBI's taxonomy places the organism in Eukaryota, Viridiplantae, Streptophyta, Magnoliopsida, Ranunculales, Papaveraceae. The transcript has 3 exons. The record is from RefSeq and is a predicted model, not a curated record.